AUGGAAAACCUCACGAUCUCCGAUGCCCCUCCCCAGGGUGGCCAGCCCGUCCUCGGCGGCCGCGCGCCACCCCCUCCCCAACAGACUCAGCUCCCGCCGCAAAUGUUUACUACCGCGGCGCAACUGCUGGACCUUACCGACAAGAAGCUCAUGGUCGCCCUACGCGACGGUCGCAAACUAAUUGGCGUCCUUCGUAGCUGGGACCAGUUUGCAAACCUCGUCCUUCAGGACACCGUCGAGCGCGUGUUCGCCCACCCGGAUCCCGAGGCGAACCCGCCGCGCUCUGCCGGCCUCUUCGCCGACAUCAAGCGGGGCAUUUUCCUCGUGCGCGGCGAAAACGUGCUCCUCCUGGGCGAGAUCGAUCUCGACAAGGACGAUGACCCGCCUCCGGGCUACGAGCCGGCCGACCUCAAGCUGGUGCACAGCCUGGCGGCCGAGAAGAAGGAGCAGGACAAGGCGCGCGACAAAUCGCGGAUCAAGAAGCUGAGCAAGCUGGGCUUCGAGGGGGAGAACAUGGGCGAGAUUCUGCUCUGA
This is a messenger RNA of Colletotrichum karsti, 534 nucleotides long. Its product is annotated as LSM domain-containing protein. The transcript has 3 exons. The coding region runs from base 1 to 534 and encodes 177 amino acids. Lineage: Eukaryota; Fungi; Ascomycota; Sordariomycetes; Glomerellales; Glomerellaceae. The record is from RefSeq and is a predicted model, not a curated record. Gene Ontology annotation, biological process: deadenylation-dependent decapping of nuclear-transcribed mRNA. Gene Ontology annotation, cellular component: Lsm1-7-Pat1 complex; P-body. Gene Ontology annotation, molecular function: RNA cap binding.